AUGACCACUGAAAAUAUAGACCUGGAAACACUCAUAACACUUGUUCAACAAAGAUCUUCCAUCUAUAAUUAUAAAGAUAAACAACAUAGUAACCGAGAUGUUCAGGAAAAAUUAUGGACAGAAAUAUCCAGAAUACUAAAAGCUCCAGUUUUAGAAUGUAAAACCAAAUGGACAACUUUACGUAAUUCGUUUUCUAGACAAUUGCGUGAGGAAAAGAAAUUUACAUCUGGGUCCGGUGCAACGAAAAAAAGGAAAUGGUAUUUAUACGAUAACAUGGCGUUCUUAAAAGAUUAUAUGUUGCAACACAAAACUAUGACAAGUAACCUUACUGCGGAUGAUUUGGAUGAAACAACCUAUACAAAUGUUGAAGAAUCUGAAGUUCCAAAUGUUGAGGAAGACCCUGAUGUGACGCUUCAGUUGAACCCAGGUGUAAAUGUGGAUGAAGAAAUAGAUAGUGAACAGAGUUCAAGUGCACACGAGUUUAAGAAACCGAAAAAAAUUAAAAAAGUUCUAGCAAGUGAGAUGAUUGCAGAACCAAUGAUCAGCUAUUUAAAAUCAAAAACUACUCCUAAAGUCAAUCCAAUUGAAGAUCCACCAGAACUAUUAUUUUUAAAAAGUUUAGUACCAGAUAUUAAAAAACUCAAUAACAAAAACCAGCGUAGAUUUAAAAACACUGUUUUAAAUACAUUGGAUCAACUACUUGAUGAACAAGAAACUUCAUCUUCAGCAACAUCGAUAUAUACAAGUAACUUUUCGCCAUUAUAUUCAAACAAUGUACAGCCAAACCAACAGCAUACUAUUCAGCCUCAACCAUUAAAUCAAAACACGCCUCAAACUACACAGUUUCUCUUUCCUGAAAGUCCAGAAUUAUUGUCUUCUUCAGAAAGUUCAAACUCAUAUCAAGGACUCAUAUAA
Macrosiphum euphorbiae (potato aphid) is the source of this 915-nucleotide messenger RNA. The record is from the annotation of a GenBank genome assembly. NCBI's taxonomy places the organism in Eukaryota, Metazoa, Arthropoda, Insecta, Hemiptera, Aphididae.